AGGAAUGCAGGCAGGAGGAGAUUUAGAGAGCAUUGAGACACAAAAUGGCAUUCUUCAAGAGGUCUCCCAAAAUAGCAAACCUGAGGAAAGAGCCACCACUUUAGACGAGGAAGCAGAAAUAGAAGGUCAUUCAGCGUCCAGCUCACAUGCAGAAGACGCUAAAAAAAUGAGUGUUCCACAAAGAAAUAACUCACAAGACUCCACUUUGACGUCCAACACAGCACCAUUCACUCGUGAAAACCUGGAACCAAGUGACCUACUUGCAGAAAUAGCCAGCACAAAUGAAGUGGUACCAGGGAAGGCUAGCAGUGACAAUAAUAUCCCGCUUGAGGAAGAAACUUUCAGAAGGACCAUCCUUCAGGAUUCUAAGCUUCAGGUCAAAGACCAAGAAACAUUCGACUCCUGUGAGGUCCCACAUUUGACUGAAAAGCAAGAGAUGGGAAGUACAAAGGUGGUUAUGAAACCUCAGAGCGAAGAUGGCUCAGGUGCGCAGGCCAUCUGCAGAAAGGAGACCACCAAGGAGUCUGCUAGAAAGCAAAAGGAAAGGAACCCUUUGGCUCGACUUUUUGCUUCCAAAACUCAAGGCAGAGCAGGCAAGCAGGAAGAACCAGCAGUGACUAAGAAAGCACUUAAGACUCAAUCUGCCUUGGCCACGCUGUUUGGAUAUUCUUUGGAGAAAGACAAGAUCCCAAAGGCUAAACCCACAGUGAAAACCAGCAGUGAAGAAGGAUUAUCACUUGUAUGUUUGUCAAACUUACCAAAGUUUGGCACCUGCAAGGAAAGUGAGACCUCAGGUCUUAUUCAAGCAAAAGGUUCAGAAGCAGGCCUUCAGGAUCCAGAGGAGAAUUAUGGAAGCCACACAAGGGAUGGGCAGAGAGAAAGUUCUCCAUCCUUGGACAGUGCCAAAGCCUUCAGUGGUGAUGCGCUUCCUAUAGAGCUGAGCACAGAUAUUUCGAGUACCGUUGAAGUGAUGUCUGGAAUGAAGGGUCUUGAAGUUCCCAAACAAUCCAAUUUGCAAAUGGAAACAGUGCUCUCGGACAACAAGAAGUCCUCACUAUUUUCCAGCUUUCAGGAUUCUCUGGCAACUCCUACAGAGAACCCAUUGCAAUGUUCUACGAGCUCCUUGAUGGAAACAAAGACAGAAAUCACCUCUAGAGGUGAUCCCUAUGAUCAAGAUCUACAAAUCUUCCCUAACCAAGCUGCCAUGGAUGCUCAGUAUUUAGAAAUAAAGGCUGAAAAUGUUUCUUUAUUGGGCCCUUCAAGAGAAGACAAGGCUCAGUGUGACUAUCAAGUUCCUGACAUGCUUCUAUUUUCUAUGGGGGUAGACCGAUCAGCAAGCAUGGAUGGAAGUGGCCUGCAGUCCAUCUCUCUUGAUCUGGACACAGGGAGCAUGAAAGUCAAAAACGAAGCUUGCUCCGGUUUAAGCGCUCCAGAAAACAUCUCAGAGGUGAACAACCUGCACCAGUUUUCAGAAUCUGAGCCCAUUAGAGCAAUCACUCUUAAUAACAACGACACUCCAGGAACUGGAAAUUCUGAGAUGUUUCAGAACCCACAAUCCUGCCUUGAGCUGAGUGAAGAUGUUCUCCUCGGACUCCAUGUUGAAAAAGCCACUGCUGAUGGUUACUCCGCUGGAAAAGUGGACAUCCCUUCAUUGCUUGGAUCUCUCCAGCAUAUUCCGGAGCUCCUUAGAGAUACCAUUCAGCGUAACACUGAAGGAAGUGCGGCUGCAACAGAACAAUCCCCAGAAGAGAUGAUGUCAGCAGAGAAGAGUGAUGGGUCAUCAGGAAGCCUUCUGUAAUGCAUCUUGAAGUGCAGUGUGUUCUACUCACAAGGCAAGGUUAUGGGGGCAAAGUCCUAGCAGAGGUGAGUCUGUGGCUAAGAGCAGCAACCAGCAAAGUCCGCUCUCUUGGGUGCUAACUGGCUUGACUGUCCAUAAUUUCCCAGGUUAGAGACUGGCAACCCAAGAGAGCCACCGCCCCCCAAGGUCAAAGGUGCAAUCCAAUGACCUUUGGCCUACAACUCCCAUCAGCCCCUGCCAGCCUGACCAAAGGUGAGAGAAUAUGGGAGUCGGGAGGUGGAAGAAGGCUGGGUUUUUUUUACACUUCACGGCUCUGUGACUCUAGGAAACUGUUAAAGAACACGUUAUCUGAUUCUCUCCACGUUCUCCUUCCCCUCCACCCCACCACCUUCGUUCAAUCAGCCCCAAACUCACAAACAACCAAUUUAGUGCGUUCCCAAUUGCCUCCCCUCCUGCUCUGGAAAGAAAAAAACCCUUAAUGAGCAUCACUCUGCGAAAAGGAAAUUGCUCUCUCCGACCCUGGAGGGAGGUGAAAAAUUCGUUUACUCCUCUUUCCCUGUUCUUAAAAUAACUCAUUGCAAGAUAGGAGGUCUGAGGAUUAAUUAGAUUUCACUUUGCCUGGGAUUGAAUCCCAAGGAAUUAGUAACACCACCAGGCAGUCGAAAACAUGCUUAGCAUCUGUUUUUGGGUACCACGUUAGCCGUCCGUUUUUUUCACAGUAAAGGAAUAGCAUUUUCUGCUCCCUUUUCCUUAAGACUGAGGAAGUUUCAUUUGGGGGGAACCACACUUGGAGUCUCGUUGUGUCAGCAAAGCAACGACCUAUUUUUUCCUUACAAAGGAAAUGCUUCGCCAAUACGUGGAGUAUGGCUUGCUUAAGGAUUUGUGGAUGUUUGGGAUAUCAUUAGGUCUGAUGUUGCAAUGACUGAGAAAAUUUGUAUCUCCCUGCUUGAUGGCAAUAAAGACAAGAAAUACGUAAAAA
Podarcis muralis (Common wall lizard) is the source of this 2777-nucleotide messenger RNA. The record is from RefSeq and is a predicted model, not a curated record. NCBI's taxonomy places the organism in Eukaryota, Metazoa, Chordata, Lepidosauria, Squamata, Lacertidae.